AUGAUACGUCAUGUUUAUUCGUUAUGUCUUAAUUAUCCACGUACAAUGUCGUCAUCGUUAAUACGAGGUACGGCUAUCACAACAACGACUGCUGCAAGGGAGGAUGUAGACACUACAUCAAAAAUAGACUCAGACACCUAUUCGAAUGACUCUAAUAAAAAAGCUUCAAGUGAGCGUACAGGAUUAAAAUCGACAGCUGUCGCUUUAUCAGCAGCAACAAUUACUGUCAUCGCGUAUGCUAUAUACCACUUAAAAUUUCAUCGACGUUUUGAUAAUUCUGCUCCAUUAAUCAAUCAACAUCCAGCUGUUGAUAAAAUCGUCGAUUCUUUAACGGAACGUAACAACAGUGAGACAAAGACACAAGUCACCGUAAAAAUGCCAGAUACAGCAACAUUUAAAGCAAGAUUGCUUACAGAAUAUGAAAGAAGUAAAUUAAUUUUCCUACCCGAUGGGAUACAAGAACCAGCACCUAAAUUAGAUAUUCAUUUAGAGGACAAAGUUGAACUAGAACGACCAAAAGAGAUUCAUGAAACAGACGCUUUAAAAUUUGAAGAGAAAUUUUUACGUGCUUAUUUACUAAUCGGUGUUGUGUAUCCAAUGUUUAUAUUGGCAUUAGCAAUUAAAAAAUACGUUUACAUUAACUUAUAUUUAAAAGAAAAUAGAGAUCCUUUGAAAAAACGUCUGUUUCUACUAGAAGCUAAAAUUGAACCAAAUAAAGAUAUUGAGUAUAUUAAAUAUUAUAAAGAUCGACUUCGAACUCAAAUUUUGUUGUUAUGUCUAUCACCAUUAAGUUAUUUCAUUUUCAAAUAUCGACGAAUAUUAUUUAAGCAUUGGUAUAAACAAGAUGAAACAUUUGCAGCCAUUCAAGAAAGUUAA
Didymodactylos carnosus is the source of this 876-nucleotide messenger RNA. NCBI's taxonomy places the organism in Eukaryota, Metazoa, Rotifera, Eurotatoria, Philodinida, Philodinidae. The record is from the annotation of a GenBank genome assembly.